Messenger RNA from Nannospalax galili (Upper Galilee mountains blind mole rat), 1178 nucleotides. RefSeq names its product late endosomal/lysosomal adaptor, MAPK and MTOR activator 1 (gene Lamtor1). The record is from RefSeq and is a predicted model, not a curated record. The coding region runs from base 144 to 629 and encodes 161 amino acids. Gene Ontology annotation, molecular function: molecular adaptor activity; guanyl-nucleotide exchange factor activity. The transcript is spliced from 5 exons. Gene Ontology annotation, cellular component: membrane raft; lysosome; Ragulator complex. Gene Ontology annotation, biological process: positive regulation of MAPK cascade; cholesterol homeostasis; regulation of receptor recycling. Lineage: Eukaryota; Metazoa; Chordata; Mammalia; Rodentia; Spalacidae.
CGGAAGUCGGGGCUCGAGCCCCAAGCGACUCUGGGACAGGGUCGCCGGGGGAGGAAGGCCGCGGCGGGUCAUGUGACCGGAAGGGCUCCUGACGGACGCCGUCCCUCCUCGGCGCCGCCUGAGCGCCCGGCCCGACCCCGGCCAUGGGGUGCUGCUACAGCAGCGAGAAUGAGGACUCGGACCAGGACCGGGAGGAGCGGAAGCUGCUGCUGGACCCUAGUAGCACCCCUACCAAAGCCCUCAACGGAGCGGAGCCCAACUGCUACAGCUUGCCUUCAGCUCGCACAGAUGAGCAAGCCCUACUCUCCUCCAUCCUCGCCAAGACAGCUAGCAACAUCAUCGAUGUGUCUGCUGCAGACUCCCAGGGCAUGGAGCAACAUGAGUACAUGGACAGGGCAAGGCAGUACAGCACCCGCUUGGCUGUACUUAGCAGCAGCCUGACCCAUUGGAAGAAACUGCCACCGCUGCCCUCUCUGACCAGCCAGCCCCACCAAGUGCUGGCCAGCGAGCCCAUCCCCUUCUCUGACUUGCAGCAGGUAUCCAGGAUAGCUGCUUAUGCUUACAGUGCACUUUCUCAGAUCCGUGUGGACGCAAAAGAGGAGCUGGUUGUACAGUUUGGGAUUCCAUGAAGAGAGGGGUUCUUGGACAGCUCUUCUCUCCUCUUCACCCCGUCUCCACCCCUCCUCUCCUGGCCCCCAGGCUCACUGCGGCUUAUACAGUACCUAACCUGCUACUAAUCACAGAGAAGAAUGUGGAGGAGGAGGAGAAGAAGAGUGAGGCUAGAAGCCUGAGCAAGUGAGGACUGAGCAAGGGAGGGCAGAACCAACCAGGACUGGCCUUCAAAGCCCUGGCCAGGGUGAGGUUGGGGCCAAGAGAACAGGUCCUGGCAGAUCUUCACAGUCAUUAGGAAGAUGGAGAUGCCACUGUAGGGGUGAACACCGGGGGACCUGGAGGAUCCCCUUCCCACCCUUUCUCUUGGCCUCCGCAAUUCACUCUCGUCCCCUUCCCUGACUUGGUGCUCACAUGCACCUUACUAGGGAUUGUGACCAGGGUCUAGAUGAGCUUGAAUCUGAAUUGAGUUUGCAUUUCUAGCACCCUGGGUUUUUACAUGUUUGGUCUUUUUGUUUUUGUUUGUCACCCCUCGAUAAAGAAAGUAUAUUCAUCUGUGUGUUGGUUCA